This is a messenger RNA of Acromyrmex echinatior (Panamanian leafcutter ant), 843 nucleotides long. RefSeq lists its product as hypothetical. Lineage: Eukaryota; Metazoa; Arthropoda; Insecta; Hymenoptera; Formicidae. The record is from RefSeq and is a predicted model, not a curated record.
CGUUCAACAUGGCGGCGGGGGGGGUAUUCGCGCUUAGCCUGAUUCUCGUUGUCGGACACCUCCAGGAAGGACCAGGAUCCCUCGCAAAGACCUUCACAUUCCCGGAAUAUCCGUAUAAGGAGACCACUAAGAACGAGCUUCUCUUCAGACAAUUUGAGCAGGCUUGCGAGGAGAGCGGUGCUUGCAAGAUGUUAUCGCAGCAUAGGAGCGACAGCGUCGCCAAAACACGAUGCAUCCGGGAAUGCGUAUCGCCAUCCUGUUACAAGGAGAUCUAUUUAUUUGAUCAGUUGGAGGAGGGCGAGAUUGACGUGAGAUUAAAUUCCUUCAAAGGUUGCUUCAUGCAGCGAAACGGUCGACCACGGAAGUAAGAAAGAAUGCCCACGGAAGAAACGCAGGAAGAACAGAUUUCUAAUCGCAAGAGAUGAACGAUUAACGGAUGAGCCGUCCUUUGGGAGAUACUGCAAUUGUGCAACAGAGAACACGCGCUGCGAUAAUAGUUCGUCGUUCUAUCAGAAACGCUUCUUGCUUAGACUUCGCUAGCCUGCAAGGAUUAAAUUGAUGAUGUAAUACAACUGCUGCAUGAUAUGCAUGAUGGAAAAGCACAAAAAUAAAACGGAAACAGAAACGCAUAUCAUGCACAAAAAUAAGUUAAACAAUGCAUAUCGUGCAGUCUUGUGAAAAUGAAGCGAAUUCUUCAAGGAAUUAAAUCCGAGAAUAAUCUUUUUCUACUUUUUGUACACAUAUUAACUAUGACGUUAUUGCAAUGUUAAUGAUAAUGCUGCACGAAGUAAACGAAUAAAACUGUUGGCUGCACCAGUGAUUUCAAUCACCUUAUCGCUUUUA